Messenger RNA from Rhopilema esculentum, 3693 nucleotides. RefSeq lists its product as uncharacterized. NCBI's taxonomy places the organism in Eukaryota, Metazoa, Cnidaria, Scyphozoa, Rhizostomeae, Rhizostomatidae. The record is from RefSeq and is a predicted model, not a curated record. Gene Ontology annotation, cellular component: membrane. Gene Ontology annotation, biological process: proteolysis. Gene Ontology annotation, molecular function: zinc ion binding; metalloendopeptidase activity.
GUAUUGGAAGCAAUAAUAUAUCUGUAUCCACAAGAGUUUUUAAAUUAUGUCGUAUUCCAGUUCAUUAAUACCUAGAUUUAUAGGUUUAUGCCUUGUCUAUCCUAAUGGCAGACAAUUUUUAACCAAUUUUUUAAUCAUUUUUAUUUUUAAAGUACUGAAUCAAGAGUACUACUAUUUAUAAGUUGUAAAAUAGUGCGACGUCAAUUUUUCUAUGGACCAGUUUCAUAGCCUCUUUGCCAUUAAGAGGCUAAGUGUAAUGGAGGGAAAUCAUUGAUGCUGGAGGUGACUUUUAGCAAUCUGUGAUACUCUGAAGUAUCAUCCGUGUAAAAUUGUCUCACCAACUUGACAUUGCUGUAUUAUGAGUAAAGGUGAACUAGACAAUGGUCCACUAAAGCCCAUCUAUUAUACUGCCUGUGGUGCAUUCUCUGGUGUUAUAACAAGAGUAAUUGCCCAACCGCUAGAUGUUUUGAAGAUUCGAUUUCAGUUGCAGUCGGAGCCUAUUCGCAAAAAACAGAUAAAUGGUGUAAGACUGACUUCAUCAAAGUAUACUGGACUAACACAAGCUACAUACUUGAUAGCAAAGGAAGAAGGCCUGACUGCUUUAUGGAAAGGACAUGUUCCUGCGCAAGCAUUAUCUCUUGUAUAUGGAGGUAUACUGUUCGUUACAUUUGAAGGUUUGAAAAAUUUCAGACUUCAAGCUGCCAGAAAUAAAGAGCAGGAUACUGUGACAACCAGUUUGCACUUCAUUUAUGGAGGCUGCGCUGGAAUUGCAGCCACUUUUUCUUGUCACCCUUUGGAUGUUGUCAGGACAAGGUUCGUUGCACAAGGAGAGCCAAAGGUUUACAAAGGAUUGGUCCAAGGUAUUUCUUUGAUGCUAAAGGAAGGAGGAAUUCUAACAUUCUACAAGGGACUUCUCCCCACCGUUAUUGCGAUUUUUCCAAAUUCUGCACUGCAGUUUGGCUUUUAUCAUGUGUUUAGAACAACAUGGAAAAAGUUUUUCAAACAAAAGGGAGAUGAGCCUGGGAAACUCCAAACCCUAUCAUGCGGAGCUUUGGCAGGGGCCUUCAGCAAGAUAUUACUUCUUCCCUUUGACGUCAUCAAAAAACGCCUUCAGGUUCAAGGCUUCGAAGAGGCCAGAAGACCAUUUGGUAGAGUUUCUUCAUACACGGGAAUGGUGAAUUGUUUUGCAAGAAUCGUUAUGGAAGAAGGGAUCACGGGCCUGUUCAAGGGAGCUGGUGCUAGUGUUGUCAAGAUAUGGAGUAUUGUUGUCAUAGCAAACCCAAGUUUAUCAGCAGAAGAUAUCAUCUGGAAGGUGAAUGAGAAUGUUCAACCGAAGUCUUUUGAAAAUCUAAACUCUUUAUCUAAUCCACCCCCGGAAUUAAAUCUGGACCCAAGCCGAGGUUUGGUGGAACAAUUAUUCGAAGGCUGUAUUACCUUAGAAAAAAAAGAAAAAGAUGCACUAACAUCCGCCAGCUUGAACAGUGAUGAAAGCAGCCCCGUCAAAAGGCGGGUUAUUUCAAGCAGUGGAAAGCGCUGGCAAGCCAAAAAUAUCCCAUACGAAAUUGCCGAUGUUGGAUUCAGUGGUCAAAGUAAAGAAAUCUUACGGGAGCAUAUAGAGCGUGUCUUAGAGCAACUGGCCUCCGUUACCUGCUUGACAUUCAGAUCAAAACGAGAUAAUGACAGUCAUUGGCUCCAAUUUUACGAUGGAUACGGCUGCCAUGCUGAUCUUGGUAAAAAAUCAGCUGAAAAAUCGCCCACGCAGAUAUCAACAGGCAAAGGCUGCCUGGCAGAUUCUGUUAUAAUGCAUUUGCUUCUUCAUGGCCUAGGAUUUUUGCACGAGAUGAAUCGUGUCGACCGAGACAACUUUAUUGAUAUUCAUUGGGACAACAUCAAACCAGAAUACCAAGAGAUAUUCCGAAGGCAUUCUUACAAUGGGAUCGAUAUAUUGAGCGGUCAAUAUGAUUAUCAUUCUAUAAUGCACUUCUCCAAAUACACGUAUGGCGAUGGAAAGCAAACUAUGGCUGCAAAAAGUGAUCCUAGCAUGGAUCUCGGAGGGCUGAAGCUCAGCCGCUCUGAUAUAACUAACAUCAAACUAUUUUUUCACUGUUCAAAGUUUGGAUGGCAAGAGUGGGGACCUUGGUCCCCAUGUUCCAAACCCUGUGGAGUAGGAUAUCAUAGAAGAAAAAGAGUAUGUGGAGGAGAACACAAAUUCUGCACCGGCAUGUCUUCUGAGUUCAAAUCAUGUCGAAUUUCGAGAUGCCAUGCCCAGCCUGCUGACACGACAUUUGAAGACGACUGGGGUUACUGGAAGCCACGAAGUAAGAACAACUGCAAUUGGAGAAGAGGCAAAUCAAGAGAGAACACACAGGCUGCCGGUCCAAAACAAGAUCACACAACUGGUUCAGGUAGAUUUGCUGAGGUUAGGCAUGGUCAAGCUUGUCUGAAGGGAGUUAAAGCAACCAUUGUUUCAAAAAGGAUUCCUCCUGCGCCAGGGGAAAGAUGCUUGGCAUUUGUUUACUAUUUAAACGGUGAAGGUGUAGAAUCUUUGGAAGUUCAGUUUCAGGAUCUGACAUCAGGUCGCCCAACGACUUUGUGGCAAAAGAAAGGAGGUAGAAGUAAGGGAUGGGUUCAAGCAGCAGUUAAUCUACCAGGGGUUCCUGUGUCUUACGUGCUGUCUUUGGUGGCCACGGUGGGUGAACCAGACUCUCCCAGCAUUGCUGUCGAUGAUAUUUAUAUUGACAAUGGUAAAUGUCCUGAAGGUUUAGGAGUUUGUGAAGACUUUUCCGAACAGUGUCACAAAUGGUCACUAGCUGGUGAAUGCUACACAAAUCCAAAAUGGAUGCUGCUGAGUUGUUGCAAUGCAUGUUUAGGCAUUCCUGACUGUGUGGACAAAGAAUCAGAUUGUGAAAUGAGAGCUAAGGCUGGAGAAUGCGUUACGCAGAAAAACGAGAUGUGGGGAAAGUGUUGCAAAUCUUGUGAAGCUUGCCUUGAUAAUGACAACAGAUGUUCUGGUUGGGCUGCAGACGGUGAAUGUGAAAGCAACGCUGACUGGAUGUCUGACAAUUGCAGAAAAAGUUGCAAUGUUUGUAGGCAAUAGCCUUGAAACAGUAGUCAUAUAUUAAUUUUUAAAUUAUAUCUUCCUAAUGAUGAGAUAUGUGCUUCUCAGCAAGUUAGUCGGAGAGAGUUUUAAGCCAUGGACAGUUUCUUUAGGGAAAGUUUCUUUAUUACUGGAUACUUAUACGUUUACAGGCCACUGAAGCAAAUUGAAACAGUGAAUAAGGCUUCUAGAUCGAUCAUUUAUAUUGUAACUUUUCAAACAUAUACAAACAUCGAUUCUCAUUUAAAACUUGUUUCUUCAGCUAAAGUAUUCUAGAAUUGAAAGUUUGGAAAUCAGCCGCCAAUUGAAAUCGACCGUCUUCAGCAUCAGUUCUGCCAUAUUAAUAGUUUGCUUAUGUGAUUUUGAGUUCAAAUCUUUAUCCGUGAGUUUUAUUCCAGUUCCGACAUUUUUUAGUAAAUAUUGAUGUAUUUGUACAAAAAAUUUUCUUUUUGUAAUCAGAUGAUUUGCAGUGCUCUGCAAAUGGUGAAAACUUAGAAUUUCAUAUUUGUUGUGGUAUAAAAAAGAAACAGCAACCAUGUAUUCUCUUGUGAAGUUAUGUAUUCCAAAUGAUCCAAAAGACUAUCAAGUAAUUUACA